Molecule: messenger RNA, 2014 nt
Organism: Dimorphilus gyrociliatus
Lineage: Eukaryota; Metazoa; Annelida; Polychaeta; Dinophilidae
Source: the annotation of a GenBank genome assembly
CAUGGCUGCUCCAGAAUUAAAAAAUGAAUUGGAUUUAGAUUUAGGAAAUUUAGACUUAACUUCUGAUGAGUAUCUAUUAGAUGAAAUAGAUGUAUAUAUUCAAGAGAACUUGGAGGAUCCAAUUGUAAAAGAGGCCCUUGAAAAGGGCCUCGAUCUUCGGCAUUAUUCAAAGCAAGUUGAGACGGAAUUAUUGGAAGUAGAGAACAAUUCCAUUCAAGACUAUAUUAAGGAGAGCAAAAACAUAGCAAAACUUCACAAGCAAAUGACAAACUGCGACUCGAUUCUUGAACGAAUGGAAGGUAUGCUCAACGGAUUUCAAACUGAUUUGAGUUCCAUAAGUUCAGAAAUUCAAAAACUUCAAAGACAAAGUGUUGAAAUGAAUGUUAAACUAAAGAAUAGACAAUCCGUACGAGGUGAAUUAAGCCAAUUUGUGGAUGAGAUGGUUAUACCGAAAAAAAUGAUUGAACAUAUUUUGGAAACUCCAGUUACUGAAAGAGAGUUUCAAGAAAAUCUAAUGGAACUUAAUCAUAAAAUAAAUUUUGUGAAAGAACAAUCUUUUAAGGAUGCUAAGUCAUGUUUAGAUGUUAAGGAUACUCUUGAAAAGCUAAAAAUAAAGGCAAUAAGUAAAAUUAGAGAAUUCCUCCUAUCUAAAGUUUAUCAGUUCAAGAAACCUUUAACUAAUUAUCAAAUACCUCAAGAUGCUCUACUAAAGUUUAGAUUUUUCAACGAAUUCCUAAUUGCCAAUGAAAGAGCAGUGGCAAAAGAAAUAAGGGAUGAGUACAUUGACACCAUGAGCAAAAUUUACUACUCUUAUUUCAAGGGAUACUCUACUAGAAUUAUGAAAUUACAGCCCAUUCUCAAAAAUCGAUCAACAAUUUUCACUUUGGGAAAUCGAGGAAGUGUUCUGACUUCUGAGCUAGAAGCUUCAAUUAUUGUACCGCACGCUGCUAAGACGACUGAUCAGCGAUAUUCUUUCGAAAGUUUGUUUAGAUCUCAGCAUUAUGCCUUGGUAGACAAUGGCUGUAGAGAAUAUUUAUUUCUAUCUGAAUUCUUUUGCGUGUCCGGAAAUUCUGCUCAGGAUCUAUUUAAUGCUGUUAUGCAUAAAACAGUUUCAAUGUUUUACAAACAAACUGAAUCUUACAUUAUGGAAAGUUAUGAUUCUAUAGCUAUGUUUCUCUGUAUACAUAUUAUUCUAAGAUAUCAGGUUUUAAUGCAUAAAAGGAGUACACCAGCUUUAAAUAAGUAUUGGGAUUCUCUCUUACACCUUCUAUGGCCGCGUUUUGAGUUCAUUUUACAAAUGAAUAUUCAUAGUGUCAGAGAAUGUGACCCCGCAAGACUUAGAAAUAUCGAUGAACGACCUCAUUAUAUAACUAGAAGAUAUGCUGAGUUUUCAGCAGCGAUUGUCGGAUUAAAUGAGUCAUUCCCGUCGGAAAGAGUUGAAAAAUUGUUGGCGGGCCUACAGGCUGAAGUAGAAAAUUUUAUAUUACGGAUGGCAGCAGAAUUUCCAGACAGGAGAGAACAAUUAGUUUUUCUUAUCAAUAAUUACGAUAUGAUGCUCUCAGUGAUUCUAGAGAGAACAACGGAUGAUUCGAAAGAGAGUGAGACCUUUAAGCAACAAUUAGCAGCUCGCACUCACGAGUACAUAGAAGAAACUCUUAUGCCACAUUUUGGGGGUAUGAUUAUGUUUGUGAAAGAGGCAGAAGAUAUAGUAGAAAGAGGAGGAUCGGAUGGUUUAAAACAGCAGGAAGCAAGAAUUAAUCAGAUAGUUAGAGGAUUCAAUACUGAUUGGAAAAGAGCUAUAGAAUCUAUUAAUAGUCAAAUUAUGAAAUCGUUUACAAACUUUAAGAAUGGUACUCAAAUUCUACAGGGUACACUAACGCAAAUGGUGCAAUAUUAUGUUCGUUUUCAUAAAAUAUUAGGAACAGGAAUGCUUAAAGCUCUUGGAAUUCAUAAGGAACUGCUUAAUAUUCAUCAAGUAAUGGUUGAAGUUAAAAAACAUAAGCCUGUUUUUUAA